Messenger RNA from Fraxinus pennsylvanica, 4077 nucleotides. Lineage: Eukaryota; Viridiplantae; Streptophyta; Magnoliopsida; Lamiales; Oleaceae. The record is from the annotation of a GenBank genome assembly.
AUGGAUCGGGUCCCGGCCGCAAAUGGGCUCUCUUUCCGGGUCGGAUUCACCGGCUACAGCGGCCAUCUCAGAAUUGAACCUCUCCCUCCCGUUGAACGCCCCAAUCCCCUGCACUCCCUCCCUGACUUCAUUCCUCCACCAGCGUUUCCAUUGGAAACUCCUGAAACUAUUAAGGAGUACAUAAAGGAGAAACAUUUGCUGCCUAGGUUGGAUGAGGAUGUCUUUUCUCCUGAAAAUGCAGGACGACAGUGGGAAUUUGACUGGUUUGAUAGAGCCAAGACCGAACUAGAGCCUUCAUUUCCGCGGUCUGUGGUUGUUCCAACAUGGGAAAUGCCUUUCAGGCGCAAAAACCAUGGCCCCGGAGAUGAAAGGUGGGAGCCGAACUCAGUAGAGGUAGAUGUAUCAGAACUCACAGUAGGAGCCAAGGAUUCUGGUGCUUUGCCUCGCAUUGUUGGACCUGCAAAGGAUUUUGUAAGAGGAAGCAUCAACAACCGUCCUUUUCACCCAGGUGGCUUGGAUAAUACUGAUUCCUUGGGAAAGAUACUUCCAGAUGGUGCUUGCAAUGGUGAAUGGGUAAAAGAGGUUCUUGACGGGGGUCCUGCACAAGUCGUUCCCCCAGGUUUUAAAGAUGGACUGGGUUUUGGUGAUCUGAAGGAACAUUCUUGCACAUGGAAUGUUUUUGAGAAUCAAAGUGCAGUGAAGAGUGCGCCAGAUAUGCAGCUGAAUGAGUUUUCCGUGCAGUUUGAUGACUUAUUUAAGAAAGCUUGGGAAGAGGAUGUCAUAGAAUCUGUGGGAGAUGGCCACAUGUUAGAGUUAAAAAUGGAAGUGAAAGAGUUGGAGUCUGUCAAGGAAUCUAGUCAGACAGAAACUGAAGUAAAAGAGCUGUAUUUGGCUGGUGAUGUGAUAAAUGGCGAAUCAUCUGUUAUAGAUCAAAUUUUGUCUGUUGAAUCAGAAAAAUCGAUGUCAAGGUUUGAUGGAGAUAAUGAUGAUGGUGCACAACAACAAAAGGAGGUGUGGGCCGUUAGUGGAGGCAGUGAAGAGAUUGCAGAACGGUUUUAUGAACUUGUUCCUGAUAUGGCGCUUAAUUUUCCUUUUGAACUUGAUCCUUUCCAAAAGGAGGCCAUCUAUCAUCUUGAAAGAGGGGAUUCUGUUUUUGUGGCAGCUCAUACAUCAGCUGGGAAGACUGUUGUUGCAGAAUAUGCAUUUGCUCUCGCUUCAAAACACUGUACAAGAGCUGUAUAUACUGCUCCUAUUAAAACCAUCAGCAAUCAAAAGUACAGAGAUUUUUGUGGGAAAUUUGAUGUUGGUCUGCUCACAGGUGAUGUUAGCUUGAGGCCUGAGGCCUCUUGUCUCAUCAUGACCACUGAGAUAUUAAGAUCAAUGCUCUAUAGGGGUGCUGACAUCAUACGUGACAUAGAAUGGGUCAUAUUCGAUGAAGUGCAUUAUGUUAAUGAUGUUGAAAGAGGUGUCGUUUGGGAAGAAGUUAUUAUCAUGCUUCCUAGGCAUAUCAACUUUGUGCUACUUUCAGCCACGGUACCAAACACUAACGAGUUUGCUGAUUGGAUUGGUCGGACAAAACAAAAGCAAAUUCGGGUUAUUUGGACAACUAAAAGACCAGUCCCUCUGGAGCAUUGCCUUUUUUAUUCUGGAGAGCUUUACAAGAUCUGUGAAAAUGAAAAAAUUCUGCCGCAGGGUUUAAAAGCUGCUAAAGAUGCUACCAAGAAGAAAAACACAAAUGUUGCUGGUGGCGCAGGAACCUAUUCUGGUUCUUCAGCAGCCAAUGACAGGGCUCGAAAUCAGAAACGUGAAAGUUUCUCUCAGGGAAAACAGAACAAACAUUCUGGAUUCCAAAAUUUGGGGAAUUCUGGGCCUGGUUGGGGAAAUCAAAACAGUGGUGGUGGCAACGCUUGGGGAUCACGGAGAUCAGAAGCUUCUUUGUGGUUGUCACUUAUAAACAAGCUUUCAAAGAAAUCCCUCUUACCAGUGGUCAUAUUCUGUUUUUCAAAAUUUCGUUGUGACAAAUCAGCUGAUAAAAUGACUGGGACUGACCUCACAACUAGCACAGAGAAAAGUGAAAUCCGGAUCUUCUGUGAUAAAGCAUUUUCAAGGUUAAAAGGAUCAGACAGAAAUCUACCGCAGGUUGUUAGAGUUCAAGAACUCCUUAGGAGAGGCAUUGGUGUUCACCAUGCUGGAUUGCUUCCAAUUGUUAAGGAAGUCGUGGAAAUGCUUUUCUGUCGUGGGGUAAUCAAGAUUCUGUUUUCAACGGAGACAUUUGCAAUGGGAGUCAAUGCCCCAGCUAGGACGGUUGUUUUCGAUGCUUUAAGGAAGUUUGAUGGCAAGGAAUUUCGGUCGUUACUUCCUGGAGAAUAUACUCAGAUGUCUGGUCGUGCUGGCAGGAGAGGACUAGAUAAAAUUGGCACAGUUGUUGUGAUGUGCCGUGACGAAAUACCUGAGGAGGGGGAUUUGAAGCAUGUUAUAGUUGGCAGUGCAACUAAGCUUGAAUCUCAAUUUCGACUUACCUACAUCAUGAUCUUGCAUCUCCUUCGUGUUGAAGAGCUGAAGGUAGAAGACAUGCUGAAAAGAAGUUUUGCAGAAUUUCAUGCUCAGAAGAAACUUCCAGAGCAGCAACAACUUCUAAUGCUAAAGCUUGCUCAGCCUACUAAAGCGAUUGAAUGCAUAAAGGGCGAACCGGCUAUAGAAGAUUAUUAUGACCUGUACUCGGAGGCUGAGAGGUAUAGCAAUCAGAUAACAGAGGCAGUCAUGCAGUCCCCAGCUUCCCAACAAUAUCUCACUCCUGGAAGGGUGGUAGUUGUAAAAUCACAAUCUGUCCAAGAUCACCUAUUAGCAGUUGUUGUCAAAGCCCCUUCUGGUAACUAUAAACAGUACAUGGUGUUAGUGCUGACUCCUGAAUUACCUUCAACACUGCCUACGCAGUCAGAUAGUGGAAAUUUGAAAGAGAAAAAGGGUGCUGAUUUCCAAAUAUUGGUACCAAAAUCAAAACGUGGUUUGGAGGACGAUUAUUGUUCUUCUGUCACAUCUCGUAAAGGAUCUGGUGUUGUCAAUAUAAAAUUACCUCACCGUGGUUUUGCUGCUGGAGUGAAUUACGAGGUUAGGGGAGUUGAUAAUAAGGAGUUCUUGGCCAUAUGCAAUCACAGAAUAAAGAUUGACCAAGUUCGACUUCUUGAAGAUGUUAGUGCUGGCGCCUAUUCAAAUACUGUUCAGCAGCUUCUGACUCUAAAAUCUGAUGGAAAUAAGUAUCCACCUCCCUUGGAUCCAGUGAAAGAUCUGAAGUUGAGAGACGUCAACAUCGUUGAAGCUUACUACAUUUGGAAUAGCCUAUUGCAGAAGAUGGCACAGAAUAAGUGUCAUGGAUGUAUUAAAUUGAAUGAGAACAUCAAGAUAGCUCGAGAAUUGAAGCGGCACAAAGAGGAAGUGAAUGCUCUGAAGUUUGAAAUGUCAGACGAGGCACUUCAGCAGAUGCCUGACUUUCAGGGUCGGAUAGAUGUUUUGAAGGAAAUUGGUUGUAUUGAUUCUGACCUCGUAGUGCAAAUUAAAGGCCGUGUUGCCUGUGAAAUGAAUUCUGGGGAGGAGUUGAUAUGCACUGAGUGCUUGUUUGAAAAUCAACUGGACGACCUGGAACCAGAAGAAGCUGUGGCAAUAAUGUCUGCCUUUGUUUUUCAGCAGAAGAAAACUUCUGAACCUUCUCUUACCCCAAAGCUGUCUCAAGCUAAAAAGAGAUUGUAUGACACGGCUAUAAGACUAGGAGAGCUUCAAGCACAGUUCAAACUGCCAGUUGAUCCCCAGGAAUAUGCCCAAGAGAAUCUUAAGUUUGGUCUUGUUGAAGUCGUCUAUGAAUGGGCAAAGGGCACACCAUUUGCAGAUAUCUGUGAACUUACUGAUGUUCCUGAAGGUAUGAUAGUAAGGACAAUUGUCAGAUUGGACGAAACAUGUCGUGAAUUUAGGAACGCUGCAGCAAUUAUGGGUAAUUCUUCAAUCUUCAAGAAAAUGGAAACUGCUUCGAAUGCAAUCAAGCGUGACAUCGUCUUCGCUGCUAGCUUGUACAUUACGGGGGUGUGA